AUGUCGCAAACCAACAGAACACAAGGGUCCAUCGUCAAGCGAGUCGAUUUCAUCAUGGGAGAAUACUCCUUGAGCGCCCCAUACCGCGACAGACACGCCCUCCCGCCUUCCGUUCGAGCGCGAAAUGCCGAUCUCGUUGCUGCCCGGUCUGAUUCCUCACUAGUUGGAGAGAGCCAGGCCCGUUCGCCUCCGUUGCAAGUUCCCUCGCGUGUAUCGGUAGACCACAGGAUACUCGGGUACACGACACCACCGCAACGGGGCACUUCUCGGUCCAUCCUGGAGGAGAGCGACACGGCCAUGAACAUAUUCAUGGAGGUAGAGAUUGCGCCCGACGAAGAUGAUACGAGCCUUCAGCAAGUACGGGAGCCGAAGAGGAGGAAAAGUCUUUUCAGGCACAAGUGGUUCGGAGAUGAUACCAACACCGUCUCUGAUACAGACCGUGAUGAUGAGAGGAGACAGAAGCGCCAGAACUCCAGGUCUUUGAGCAGCACCAUUAUGGGUGCCGGACGGGUGUUCAAGCGACGAGUAUCUGCCUUGGGCAGCUGGGGCAGGAAGGAUUCUGCAGGAUUCGUGAACAUUGGUGAUGGUCGCGCCUCCGUCGUGGACACGGACUGGUAUCACUCUCAGGGGCUGGUAGCGCCAUCGUGGUAUCCUGAAGAGACCGACAGACAAUCUUCUCACAUGAUGAUCGAUGGAACCUUGUAUCACGUCCAUCAGAGAGAUGGACUGCCAGAAGACAUGGCUGAGGAAAUUUUGCGUUCGAUGCAGCCGUUGUCUCGCACGAGCGCCGUGGUCCAGAGAACACCGUCUCUGAAGGAGCCGGCCGCAAGCCCAGUCUCAGGGGCUUUCGAAAGUCGCAUGAACAGCAUCGCGAAGCGGCUGUUGGAAGCUGAAGUUAGGGACGAGUUUGAUGAGCAAGCGAUCUCCCAGCGAUUUUCGCAGCGCCCCCUCCCAGAUCCCUUCAUCCAGAAAGAAGCGGCCAAGUCUUGGCGCGAAGCCUGCGAAACCGAACGCCAAAACCAUGAGCAAGGAUUUGAGCGGAUGCUCGCAGCUGGAAACUCCGCCAGAGCUUCUCGUUCCGAGAACAUAUUGGCAACGACGCACGAGGAUGCCUACAUUAGUACAUCCUCUCGUUCGUCGCCUAGUGAGGAGACUCUCACGGACAACGAGCCACGCCGGCCGAAGAGCUUCUUGGAAGAACAGACACCCACUCUGGAGGAAAGCGGUGUGCCAUACUAA
Molecule: messenger RNA, 1239 nt
Organism: Lecanosticta acicola
Lineage: Eukaryota; Fungi; Ascomycota; Dothideomycetes; Mycosphaerellales; Mycosphaerellaceae
Source: the annotation of a GenBank genome assembly